Messenger RNA from Cokeromyces recurvatus, 1932 nucleotides. RefSeq lists its product as uncharacterized. The record is from RefSeq and is a predicted model, not a curated record. Bases 1 to 1932 code for a protein of 643 amino acids. NCBI's taxonomy places the organism in Eukaryota, Fungi, Mucoromycota, Mucoromycetes, Mucorales, Mucoraceae. The transcript has 3 exons.
AUGUCACUAUUAAGCGAUGUACUACCUAUCAUAGAAGAAAAGAAAAAUGCACCACCCAUUAGCAGCAAUUUAAGCCCUAAAUUACUUCCAACAUUCCUUCAUGAACAAGCUCGUCUAGAACGGCUUUCACAAACAUCUAUUAAUAAACCAAAUGCAGAUCGAUUUUUUUUUGAGCCCAUUACACAUGAAUCAUUUAAAAUUUUUAAUUAUAAUGAAGACACUGCUAUGGAGGAAAUGAACGUUAUAGCUACUACAUCAGUUGAUAGUGAUAUGACUACCAUAAAUGAUACGAUUAAUUUUUUAUCUAUAGGCAGUUUAGAUAUUUUAAAUUAUGAUGAGGAGAAUGUACAUGAUCUUAUACCAAAGGAAUCUGGAUUAACGUUGAAUUUAUCAAAAUAUAAAGAAAGAAGAGAAAAUACUGAAAGAGAACAACAAUCAAGAUUAUUAGAAUCACCAUUAAUACAGAAUAUUCAGCCAAUACAAAAUGUUUGGUUAACUAAUGCUACAGCUGUUCAUCUACCUACAUCACAACCAUCGUCAACAGCUAUGGCAACAACUACUGAAGUGGUAUCAGAAGCAUCAGCAAACUCUUUGAUAGCUACUGCUAAGGACAUUUUAGUUUACGAUAGCGAGUUAAUUGAUACAGAUAUUUCAGAAAUGGAGAAGAACACAAGCAAUGAAAUAUACGCUUAUCCUGAACAAAUGAUUCCUAUCUUUACUACCCCAGAACAACAAACAGAAUCUGAUAAAAUUGGACAAAUUGCUUCUGGACAAUCUGAUAUGUUCUUUCACAUCAACUUUAACAAGUCAAUUAGUGAACUCAACUUUCCUUCAAACAUGUCUGAUACCUCUCUCAAACACGGCUGGACACACUCAGGCAAACUCACUUUCUUAAAGGCCAUGCUUGAUAAACUCGCUGAUCAAGAUCUUUCAAUUGCAAUUGCGACCUAUAAUAUGGAUGAUGAAACAAUGCUUAUUUCUUGGAUUGAAGACGAACUCAACUUGGCCUGUGCCCGUUUUAGUCAAGUUUUAGAUUCAUGGGAGGGUAACUAUGGUAUCUUUGUGAAAACAAAGCGAACCUCUGAUCCCCACACGUCUAUCAUUCAGAAUAUAGAAGCCUCUGUUCAUCUCCUGAUAUGUAUGGAUGUACGCAUUAGUCGAGACGAUAAUGUAUUUAAACAGAUCAAAGGGGCCAAAAAGACAGAUGGUAUAGAACAAGAAGACUAUCUACCUAUUGCAUGGCUUGUUAGCUUAGGCUCAAUAGAAGCUAGAGCCUUUGACUAUUUCAUCAAAGACUCAAUAUCGUUUAAAGAAGCAAGUAAAAAAGAAGAAUUUAAACAGUUACUUCGUAUUGAAAACAUAAAUAAUUGGCCAAAACAUAAUAAAAUGGAUCAUAAAGAAUUAGCAAGUCUAGUGGCAGAUAAUGUCAGCUUGUGGCUAUCAUUAGACAGUCAGCAUAUCACCUCACAAUACCAAUUCAGAUCCACAACACAAUUACCUCAAUCAUAUCAUUUCGCUAAUCUCAAGACUAUUCCUACUACGACUACUACUACGACUACUACUGCUAAUACUACUACUACUACUGCUGCUGCUGCUGCUACUACUGCUACUACUGCUACUACUACUGCUACUACUACUGCUACUAUUCAAGAUGAAGAAGUAGAAGAUAUGAGUAUUAGUUCUGGCUCUGAGGAAUUAGAUGAUGAAUUGAAAAUAUAUAUUGAGGAGUCCAUGUUCCCUAUGUAUGAAAUAGAAUUACGUAAGAUGAAUGAAGAAUCGAAUACUUCACUCAUUAAAGAUAUUGAAUUGAAAAAUAAAAUAUUAAAUGAAUAUCAAGAAGAAGUAAAUAAGAUGAAGCGUAAAUAUCAACAAUCAUUGUUAGAAAUUAUUGAAAGAUACAAAAAAAGAGCCAAGGAAGCAUUUAUUCACUAA